AUUGCCAAGCGAUACAACAUUACCUAGAAUUUCCAUUGAGAAACACUGCCUUGUGUGUUGAGGGAGACAGACUUGUAAUUGUCUUUCUUAAUUUUGUAGUGGUGGAGAGAUGGCCUUGCACUUGACAUGGGUUUUUGGUUUCGGUCUUUUAGGCAACUUCAUCUCUUGUUUGGUCUGCCUUGCUCCUCUGCCAACAUUUUAUCGAAUUUGCAAGAAGAAGACCAGCCAAGGGUUCCACUCUAUCCCUUAUGUGAUUGCACUGUUUAGUGCCAUGCUUUGGUUAUUCUAUGCACUUUUCAAGGAGGAUGCCCUCCUUCUAAUCACCAUCAAUUCUUUCACCUUUUUCAUGGAGAUAGGCUACAUUUUUAUGUACCUUCUCUAUGCCACGAAGAAGGAUAAAAUUCUGACUUUCAAACUUCUCCUAUUGUUCAAUGUUUUCGGGUUCGGUCUCAUCUGUGUACUGACUCGCUUCCUAACACAACGCCAAAAACGCGUCCAAGUUCUUGGAUGGAUUUGCAUGACAUUUUCUCUAUGCGUUUUUGUUGCACCACUUUUCAUUGUGAGAAAAGUUAUAAGAACAAAGAGCGUGGAGUUCAUGCCUUUUUCUUUAUCAUUCUUCCUCACUUUGAGCGCCGUCAUGUGGUUCUUCUAUGGCUUUCUAAAGAAAGACCAGUUUGUUGCUGUUCCAAACAUACUGGGGCUUCUCUUUGGUAUUCUCCAGAUGGUGCUUUAUAUGAUCUAUAGGAACUCCAAGAAAGUUGUGGUGGUGGAGCCUAAACUUAAAUUAGACAUAUCUGAACAUGUUGUGGACCUUGAAAAGUUGGGUGCAGCAAUCUGCUCCGAGAUAGCUAUAGGGAUUCCAAAGCUCAUGAAUGAUGGUGGAGAUGGAAUUAUUGAAGAUCAAAAUGCCAAGGAACAGACCAAGAAAAUCAUGAAAGCCAUGGAUGUCACCAACAAACUUUAGCAGCUGCAUUUGAGUGUUAUUACAAUUUGCGUGUAACUAUAUCUAUGCAUGAUGCAUGUGGUCGGUCCUUAAUUAUGUGAUUAGUGUCAGUUUGGUCUGUCUUCGUGCAAUUAAAUUAAGCUUCGUGUCAAUGAUCUCUCCCCUAGAUUAGUGUCUCCAUCAUUUCGGGUGGUGAUCAGUCGAAGACUCCGCCUCUAGAUUCAUGUAAUUAAUUUAUGCUUGUUGAAGAAAAUAUUCAUAAAAAUUAAGCAAUCUGUCAUUAUUUAUGUUUAAUAAUUAAUCAAUGGAAUGUAACUCGUGCCAUGGCCUUUGUUUGCUGCUCUA
This is a messenger RNA of Populus trichocarpa (black cottonwood), 1288 nucleotides long. RefSeq names its product bidirectional sugar transporter SWEET10. Gene Ontology annotation, biological process: carbohydrate transport. Gene Ontology annotation, molecular function: sugar transmembrane transporter activity. Gene Ontology annotation, cellular component: membrane. The coding region runs from base 110 to 964 and encodes 284 amino acids. NCBI's taxonomy places the organism in Eukaryota, Viridiplantae, Streptophyta, Magnoliopsida, Malpighiales, Salicaceae. The transcript has 6 exons. The record is from RefSeq and is a predicted model, not a curated record.